Miniopterus natalensis is the source of this 438-nucleotide messenger RNA. RefSeq names its product ubiquitin-conjugating enzyme E2 D2-like. The record is from RefSeq and is a predicted model, not a curated record. Lineage: Eukaryota; Metazoa; Chordata; Mammalia; Chiroptera; Miniopteridae.
UUAAAGCGCCUCUGCAAGGAGCUCCUCAACCUUUCUCGAGACCCCCUAGACCUGUGCUCUGCAGGGCCAGUGGGUGAAGAUAUGUUCACAUGGCAGGGAGUUAUAUUGGGGCCCAAGGAGAACCCCUACCAGGGAGGAGUCUUCAUCCUAAAUAUGGUUUUCCCAUCGGAUUACCCUUUAAAACCACCCCAGGUCCAAUUCAGUACCCCAAUUUACCAUGUGAACAUAAACCAUAAUGGGUAUAUUGGUCUGCCCAUCCUUAAUUCUGAGUGGUCACCUGCACACACAGUUUCCAAAAUAUUGCUGUCAAUCUGUGACAUGUUAUGUGAUCCCAACCCACACGAUAUUCUGAUUCCAGAAAUUGGGAAGAUUUACAUAAAUGAUAGGCCAAAGUAUGAUUUCAUGGCUCAAGAAUGGACAAAGAAGUAUGCUAUGUAA